Phytophthora infestans T30-4 is the source of this 1931-nucleotide messenger RNA. RefSeq lists its product as uncharacterized. Gene Ontology annotation, molecular function: ATP binding; polynucleotide 5'-phosphatase activity; mRNA guanylyltransferase activity. The record is from RefSeq and is a predicted model, not a curated record. Lineage: Eukaryota; Oomycota; Peronosporomycetes; Peronosporales; Peronosporaceae. Gene Ontology annotation, biological process: 7-methylguanosine mRNA capping. The transcript is spliced from 5 exons. The coding region runs from base 24 to 1931 and encodes 635 amino acids.
GUCACUCCUACACUCUUGCUGCCAUGUCCAAGCGCGCGCACUCCAAGAUCUCGACGGGCGGUGUGCUCAACAGUAUGCUGAGCUCCCUAUCGCGUACCAAUGAGUCAGCUCUCACGGCUAAAAAGGCAGAGGCGCAGGUGGCGAAGCUCACGGCUGGCCGCGGGCAGACUAUCUCUGUGGACGAAAACUCAGCCGCACCCGACGCCGCCAUUGCCCAGUUUCUGCAGGAUAUGCGCGCUGCAAUCGAUGAAAAGGGAUUCGGCGCCAAUGUGGAGGUGGAGCUGCGUCUCGGCCGCAUCUCGUCGUGUCUACAGGAUGCACGCUGCCGCCCGUCGCAGGAGGGUGUGGACGCCGCCGUUGUGCUUUCAGACGAGCAGAUGAAGGCUGUAGGCGCUAAGUUCGUGCCUGGUGUAGCUGAUAUGGACUACAAGAGCUUUGUGCGUGGUGUGGAAGGCAUGCUUCGUGGAGACGCGUACUCGGAGCACAAGGAGAAACAGGUAGUGCACAACAUGGCACAAUCCAAGCGUAUAGUGCAGGAUGUUGACCCUCAGACCAACAUGCGCGGCAAGCCCAUGGUGCAGGUGAAGGAGCGCCUCGGCUCCAUCGACAUCUUCAUGCCGCACUGUCAGUAUGACUGUCGCGUGUCUAUCUCGUGCGAGUUCCCCAUGCGCCAACUCGAGGGAGAUAUGAGCGAGAUGCCCGCGGCCGAGAAUAUCCGCCACAAGGACCGUGUAUCGGCUGUCGGACGUGACCUUCGUGUAGACCUCACUAAUCAGCCGGAUGAAAAUGGGCAGAGCUGGAAGUGCGCUAUUGAGAUGUCGUCCUUGUUAUGGAAAAUGGUCAAAUACUUUAUGCCGAACUCGGGUCAGGCGUUUAAGCGCCACUUGGGUCGACUUGGCAUCCGUGGCAAAUUUAGUGGGACGAUGCCCGUGGGCUUUGCGCGCUGGCAUAUUCCACUCGUUCAAAGUCGCGAGUACUUUGUUUCGGAGAAGACGGAUGGUGUUCGCUAUUUUCUUGUUGUGGCUGGUGGCACAACGGUGCUGGUUGAUCGAUCCAAUGCAGCCUUUGCUGCGUCAGGCUUGGACUUGUUGAAGUUGGUGUUGCCUGAAGGCACGGUACUCGACGGCGAACUUGUGUUCCACCAGAAGGAUAAGCGCUAUGUGUUCAUUUCUUUCGACAUCAUCGCGACAGGCCCAUCCGCUGAGGACUCCCAUGUCGAAAAGCCGUUCGUUGAGCGCCUCAGGAUAUUGAACGAUUUUUUGUCGGAAGAGGGGCCGUACGCAUCGGGCAUUCGCAACCUGGACAUCAAUCGCCAUGCGAUACUGCCCAUUUUGCGCAAGAAAUGGGUGCCGCACCGCCAAAUUAUGGAAGUGUUCCGCCAGAUCCAGCGUGUUCAGAAGCGUGACCACAGCCUUGGCCGCAUCUACAGCGACGACAAGCGCGUUCACUAUACGGACGGUGUGGUGUUCUGCCCCAACACGAAAUACGUGACCAACACGAACCAAGAAUACCUCAAAUGGAAGUGGUCGGAUCUCAUCACGGUGGAUUUCCUGGUCACGCUUAGCCAGGCGGGCGACGGCGUUCAGCUAUCGUGUGGCGGUCCUCGCAACACCCAUAUUGAGCUGGAUUCGAUUGUGCGCUUGGACCCGAAGGAUGCACCCGUCGUGCACAAGCUAGUUUCGAGGACGUCCAACCGCCAGGCUGUGCUGGAAUUCGGUUUCAACGCUGACAAAGGCCUCUGGAACUACAAGUGCGCACGCCCAGACAAAGACUGCGCCAACUACAUACGCACGGUCCUUGGCUCGCUUGUAAAUAUGGCUGAGGGUAUCUCAGAGGAGGAGCUCCAGUACCGACUUACGAACCCAAACGGCCAAGAAUGGAACAACCACAUGAAGCGCAUGCGCCGCUCGCUCCUCGAACAGCACAAGUAA